GCUAUCUACUUCAGCCACGAACAAAACUCAUGAUGUCCGACAUGCUCCAUCUUAAUUGUUGGUCCCCUUUGGAAGAUUCAAACUGUGUCUUCUCUGUCGAAAUUUCAAGGACGGUCAAUGUCAGCUAUUUGAAGAAGGCCAUCAAGAAGGCCAAGACCCCUAUGUUCAAUUUUUUGUCCGCAGAUAUGCUUGACCUACGGAAGGCAAGUGAAGGAUUAGGGGUCUAGCACUUUGAUGAAUUGAUAUUUCGAAAGGUUGAUAUCAUGCCGAAGGACCUGACUAGCGUACCUGAUCCUGAAGACGGUUUCGAGCUCUGGCCAUUGACUCCACUGUACAAAUUAUUUGAUGUUGCACCUGCCGACACAAAUACCCAUAUCCCAGCCCUGCACCCUCCGGAAGGUGCGCGCCUGCUGGUUAUUAAUACCCAUGCUCACCCUCUCAAUAUCGAGCACAGAGUCUGUCGGCAUCCUCAGAAACAUCAUUCAGAAUAAGCUUAGUUAUGCGGUCAGUAAGGCAGAGGCCUGCUCUUCGUAUCUCUGGGAAGUUUCCCUGCCUCUGGACAACAGGCUCGAGGAUGAACUCAACAAUUUUAAUCCUGACUGGCGGCCGCUCUUGCCUCCCUUUUUAUUGUCUAAUGUUUUUGAUGUUCCUCCCCAGGCGGAACACCUGCAUAUUGUUAUCCGAUUGCCCCUACAGUGUAUCGUUAAAUUGACCCAAAAUAAAGACUCAUAAUGGGGAAGGGCGCUUGUGAUAGGAUCCAGGACAGCAUUUUUGGAGUCAGCUUUAUGGUGCUGAGAAGCGUUCGCAUUACUCGCCAGCAACCCAGUAUCACUUUUUGUUUCAAGGCUUGCCUCCAUUUGCGCUUCGUCACCAUCCUCUUCAUUGUCAUCUUCGGAGUCGUCCUUGUCGUCUUCGUCAUCUGUCUUCAAGCUUCUGCCAACUUUGCCUCGAAAUAUCCCUUCAUGUCUGUCAUCCGUCUGUCAUAGAAUUGUUGUGCGUUUUGUAUAGCGAGGUUUAGCUGAUGAGCAAUGACAUCCAUGUUCUGCUGCUCAUAUACAAUGGUC
Messenger RNA from Suillus subaureus, 1064 nucleotides. RefSeq lists its product as uncharacterized. Lineage: Eukaryota; Fungi; Basidiomycota; Agaricomycetes; Boletales; Suillaceae. The transcript is spliced from 4 exons. The record is from RefSeq and is a predicted model, not a curated record. The coding region runs from base 346 to 732 and encodes 128 amino acids.